This is a messenger RNA of Peronospora belbahrii, 732 nucleotides long. NCBI's taxonomy places the organism in Eukaryota, Oomycota, Peronosporomycetes, Peronosporales, Peronosporaceae. The record is from the annotation of a GenBank genome assembly.
AUGAAAUCAUUCUUCUUUUCAAACGAAGAGCAUUAUUUUUUGGAUAAUGUAAAUGUAUGGAGAGACACUACUGCUCGUGAGAAAAACAAACGAAAAGUCGCAGCGUAUGAAAACGCUCGACUAAAAAGUAGGUUAGCAAAACAACAGGAAGUGGCCAAGAAAUUGGAGAAGAUUCUGCUCACACGGGCUCAGGAACAGAUCGCUGAAUGCUCGACAACGCUACAGCGUCGGGUUGACGAAAUGACACAGCAGGACGUUCAAAUGCGGGAAGGUGUGGAUGGAAUGUAUUAUGAAGUGUUUUCAAAUAAGAAUCUCGAUACGCCGAAUACAAUCAUCGAGUACUUCUCAGAGGAACUGGUCGCCGGUAAUUCGAGCACUGACGUAUGCAUCAAGCAGGUUGUACGUCGAUACGUGGAAGCUGAACGUGACAUUGUCGUCUGGGUGGCAUCAAUUGUACCUCUUGAUAUCGCACAAGAACUCUUCGGCGGUUUCACUUCCCGUCACCGAAGCUACGCUAUAAUCAAGCGAGCCAAAGCUUCAACACCUCAAUGCCAACUACCUUUGCUUCAGCUUAUUUCACAGAUCAUGCUGGACACGCAGACAGGUAUUGUUUCCGACCCCAAAUACGUCCGAGCACUCACCGAUUGUCUGCUGAAUGAUGCUGCACGAAACAUAAAGGCCGACCAACAGCUAAUUGAGAAUGUUCUUAUGGACCAAGUGCUACGGCCAUGA